UUUUCAGUUUCAGGUUGUGCUUCUGCAGCUUUCUCUCCAUCAAGCUGAGCACUGGGCGCUCGCGAUUUCAACUUCCAUGGCCUCGCGCACUUUGCAGGAUUUGACCAACUUGGGCUUUGACCAAGCGAAAGUUCGGGAAGCGCUGCAGGCCAUUGGCAAUCCGGCGGAUAAGGAGGCUGCUAUCAACUGGCUUUUAGAUCAUGGUGAAGAAGAUCGUGGUGGCACCGUGGAAUUGAAGCAUUGCCCUCACGUGGAGGAGUUCAGCCAUCCCUUCGCCCCACAGAAGUUCAUCAAGAGAUCCAGCAUGGCCUUCCACAACCAAUGCCAUCAGGGUUGUCCCGGCAGCGAAAAUUGGUGCUGCCUGCUGUGCGGUGAAACUCGAUGUGGUCGAUAUGCCAAAAAGCAUAGCCUGGCCCAUUGGGAAGAAAAGAAGAGGGAGCAGGAGGCAAACCUCACGGUGGCAGAUGCAGCAGCUGGAAAGGAAGCGAUUGGGCAUUGCUUGGUCCUGGGCCUCUCAGAUCUCACAGUCUGGUGCUAUGAAUGUCAGGCCUAUGUGGACCACGCUCCUUGCCAAUCCCAAGCGAUGGUAAACUUUGGUUGGGUACAGGAGAUGCUAACGCCGUUGUUGAAGCAGAUGGAAGCCUUGAAAUUCGGCAGACCCGUCCCAGGAAGCAUAUCUUCUGCAUCAGCGCCCGAAGCUGCGCAGUUGAAGGAGGGUGCACCUAUGUCUGGUGUGUCCUUGGAAGCCAUGC
This is a messenger RNA of Cladocopium goreaui, 752 nucleotides long. The record is from the annotation of a GenBank genome assembly. Lineage: Eukaryota; Dinophyceae; Suessiales; Symbiodiniaceae.